This is a messenger RNA of Pelodiscus sinensis (Chinese soft-shelled turtle), 2130 nucleotides long. RefSeq names its product sperm tail PG-rich repeat containing 1 (gene STPG1). Gene Ontology annotation, cellular component: male pronucleus; germinal vesicle; female pronucleus. Gene Ontology annotation, biological process: epigenetic programing of male pronucleus. The record is from RefSeq and is a predicted model, not a curated record. Gene Ontology annotation, molecular function: chromatin binding; histone binding. NCBI's taxonomy places the organism in Eukaryota, Metazoa, Chordata, Testudines, Trionychidae.
CCCAAGGGGUCUGCCCCACCAUUUUUAAUUUUUUAGGGGUCCACAAAUGGGAAAAGGUUGAGAAUUGCUGUCCUAGCAGGGGAUGCUUCCUCUCCCUUGGCCUAGCAGAGUCUCUUAGCACAAGUCCUGGGCUUCAUACUCUGGCUCCAGUGUCACCUUUAAAAUAACCUUCAAUCAGAGGGUCAGCGCACUCCUUGUAGAGGUUCCAGGUCCCCACCCCUUCUGGCACAAGAGCAGGGCUUUGCCUCACUCUUUUCUGGUCUAAUCCUUUCCCUCCCUCCCACGCAGCCGAGAAGCUCGGUUGUUACCAUGUCACUCCUCUCCAGAGAGGGCAGACGGGUUGCUGUCAAUGUGUAGGUGCCGCACCUGCACCCUUCAUUCCCCCAGCAGGCCCACUGAAGUCAGGGUUGCAGGGAUCUUGGGACUUGGUGACCGAUUCUGUAGGACGUAAAACACAGUAUUCAUUGUAAUCGGAACAGGAAAUUCCCUUGUUUAUUACAGCUUUGCCAUUCCAGCCUGGUUUAGAAACGCUGGCUAGUUUUUCCUUCUCAUUUUCAUAACAUUUCUGAUAUUUCCAAUUGAUGGUUUAGAAACAAAAUGGUGAGUCUGCGAGGAAGAGUUUCUCCAGCCAGUGUGCAGUAGCUGCGUGGCAUGGCUGCCUGCUCUGAGAACUUGGCUGUAGCUGCGAGGGUCAAAGGAACCCAUGCUGUGCAGAUCGGGAAAGCAUCCAGGGAUUACAAGGUCUCCUCCAUUCCUUAUAAAUACGAGACAAGAGUGAUCCCAAACACUGAAAAAAAGGGAUUUAAUUCUCAAGCAAAGAGAUUUCAGUAUAACCAGAAUGAAAUUCCAGGCCCGGGAUUCUACAAUGUCGUUCACCAGCCUGCAGAGAUGAACAGCACCUCCCUGUCGACGAAAGGAACGGGCUACUUCCCGUCCAUGGAUGCUCGUCUCCCCUGCAACAGAAAACCCAGCUACCCGGCUGCGAACGCCUACGACCUUUCCCUGGCCUUCCAGUCCAAGCAAGAUUUCAGCACCGGAAACUCCAGCAUGUUUCAGCAGCCCAUUGCUAAGAAGCGAGUGCAAAAGACCACCCCAGCGCCCAAUCAGUACAAAGCCUCUCUAGAUUUCUGCAAGCAAAGCAACAACGUGUGCGCCCGGGCGGUGUUUGUGUCCAGAACGCCGAGGGGCUUGAGCCUUGACAAAGCGGACAAAUGGCCCUCUCCGUGCCACUACAGAAUCAACGAAUCCCUGGUCCAGAAGUCACCCAGGAUCCCCGUGUCUUGCUUCAGAUCGAAUACCCAUCGGGGAGCAAAGGUGCACAACACAAGUCCCGGGCCGGCUGCCUAUCAGCUAGACAAGCCCACAGCCGCCGCAAAGAAGCCCCCUUCCACGCGCAAGCAAAACUUGAAUUUCUCUGCCGCAGCCGUACCACCUCCUAAAAACCCACCUCUGCCGGGGCCGGGGCAGUACGAAAUAGUGGACUACGAAGGCCCGCCGAAGCAUUACAUCUCUAGUGCUGUAUUUGUUUCCAGUACGGGACGGUGGACAGGGAACACAUCUCGACAAGGGCUCCCUGGGCCAGGUACGUAUCUUCCAGAAGUACCAGGGAAGCAGUCCUUUCUCUACAACGUUGAUAACAAGUGGAUUCCAGUACUGUAGGCAGGAGCGUCCUCACACUUCGGAGAAAUUCUGCAAAGACUGGACUCACCCUAAACCAGCUGUGCACCCGCAAAUACAUGAACAAGCUACAGUAUCCCCAGCACCUAUGUCUUAACUGGCCUUGUAGUCUGGCAGCUGACCAUGGUAAUUUGCACAGAUUGCAGACUGAAAGCUGAUCAUCAGGCUGAAACUGACGUAAAAGCUUCCAAUUAAGUUGACUUUGAACAAGUCAAGCAAAUACUGUUUGAUUCUUUUUAACCCUCUGUAAUUAGUGGGAAUGUAUCUGUGGGGCUAAUCAAUUCUGGUCACAUAUCGGCCAAUCACGUACAACACUUGUGAUAAUCUAUUGCUUGAUUUUUAUCCCUGGUUGAAAUUGUGGUUCUCUUGACCCUCCAGUUGAACCUCUGGCUUUUAGAAUCCAGGUGUGCUUCUGGCUCCCUCCCUCCAAGCACAAAAUAAAUCUGUCCUAGU